GAAUAGCUUACACAUGAAUAACGGCAUGACAGACAAAAUGGACGUCAAUGUCGAAAUCUGAAAAAAAAGAAAACGUUCUACACUUUUAAGCGUCUGGAACUUAAUCAAUGAAAUAGUUUUUCUCCAUCAACAUGUCUUGUACAGCUUUUUGCGCUUGUAAUAUUCUCAGACGCACAAACAAUGUUGUGAACUAUAACCAAACAUUUGUGAGGUUCAGAAAACCAAGAUGGGUACCAAAGGCUCCAAGUAAAAUUUUCAAAGUGAGAGAACCAACACCACUCGAUCCAGUUGAAAAUGAGAAAAUGACAGAAUGGUUAAAUAGAUAUAACACAGCUAGGAAAUCAAUAUUGAUGUAUCUGCAAACACAUAGUGAGCUGAUCAAGGCGAGGAAGAAGGAAAUCAUAGAAAAAACAACAUUUUCAAAUGAACAGUUGUUUUAUAUGAUGGAAGUUAGAAAUCGUGUGUGGAAUGCUAAAACUGCUGUAAUCAGAGAAAAUGAUGUAAGAAGAAGAAAUGCUGAACUUGCGAUUCGUGAUAAAGCAUUUGCGGACAGAGAUGAAAGGGAACUGUCUGCAAUACAAGAAAUGGCAAAACAGAAAGUAGUUCAAGCAAAGGAUUGGAAAGAUAAUUAUGUUACAGAGAAGAACAUGGAUGAUGCAUUGGAAGAGCUGUUAAACUCUCGUGUUCAUUAUGACUUUGCAUUAAAUCCAGAUGGAACAAAAACAACUGAUCCUGUUCAAACUGAAGCUGAACAAAAAAAAUCUAGCUAGAAGGAAAAUCAGAUUGGAAACUUUUGCAGCUUUAAUGUUUUAUUUAACAAAAUUGAAUUUUACAAUUGCAUACAAUAUGUAAUAAAUUGAAAUACAAUUAUUGAGUUGCCAUUCAAUUUUAAUGAGAUUCAAAAGGCAAAACGAUGAAGUGGAGGAAAAUUAUUUUUCUAUAUUUUAUGUGUAUAUGUUGUUGAAAGAAUUUGUAAAUGUCAUCACAGAUAACUGUUGGAAUAUAGAUGAUCAUAAUGGA
This is a messenger RNA of Ruditapes philippinarum (Manila clam), 1020 nucleotides long. RefSeq names its product small ribosomal subunit protein mS26-like. The transcript is spliced from 4 exons. Lineage: Eukaryota; Metazoa; Mollusca; Bivalvia; Venerida; Veneridae. The coding region runs from base 132 to 770 and encodes 212 amino acids. The record is from RefSeq and is a predicted model, not a curated record. Gene Ontology annotation, cellular component: mitochondrial small ribosomal subunit.